This is a messenger RNA of Hydractinia symbiolongicarpus, 3145 nucleotides long. RefSeq names its product solute carrier organic anion transporter family member 4A1-like. Gene Ontology annotation, molecular function: protein binding. The transcript has 8 exons. Lineage: Eukaryota; Metazoa; Cnidaria; Hydrozoa; Anthoathecata; Hydractiniidae. The coding region runs from base 98 to 2335 and encodes 745 amino acids. Gene Ontology annotation, cellular component: membrane. The record is from RefSeq and is a predicted model, not a curated record. Gene Ontology annotation, biological process: transmembrane transport.
ACGGGUUACGGGGUUUUACUUUAUGCAGUUUUUCAGACGGUCCUUUUUUACACUGUUGUAGAUGUUGUGUUUAUGAUAAUAAUGAGUAUAAAAUGCAAUGGAGAAUGAGUACUGUAUCCAGAGUCGAAAUACUGCUGCUGGACUACAAAUGGAUAAUGCGUCCAUUUCAAGCAGUCGGUAUGAUUUUAUGGAACAAUCAUGUGGAUGGAGCAAAUGCAAACCAAAGAAACUGCAAAAAUUGAAUAGUCCGAAAUGGUUUCUAUUCUUUUUGGCUGUUUUCUCAGUUGCACAAGGAAUGAUAAUCAAUGGCUUUACCAAUGUUGGUUUGUCCACCUUAGAAAAGCAGUUUAAUUUAACAAGCAAGCAGUCAGGAAUGAUAGUAGCUGCUAAGGAAAUUUCAUCCUUGCUACUCAUAGCGUUUCUUAGCUUUUAUGGCAGUUUUGGUCAUAAGCCCAAAUAUCUAGGUUAUGGUGCACUAUUAACAUCAUUUGGCAGUCUCCUUUAUGUGUUACCACACUUGUUGAUUGGUAAGCAUAUUCCUGAUGGAGUAACAGGCAUGACAAAUGACAAAACUUGUUCGAUUUCUGCCUCAUAUAAUCACACAGUUGCAGAAGCUCGAUGCGAACUUCUUGGUUCCUCAGAAUGGUAUUACUUGUUCAUUUUCAUAAUUGCAAAACUUCUAAUUGGUGCAGGAACUGCACCAUUGUUCACAUUAGGUGCAGCAUACAUUGACGAAAAUGUGAAGCCAAAGGUAGCACCUGUGUAUCUCGGUGUAUGGUAUGUUUCAACAUCCUUUGGACCAGGAAUUGGAUUUGUGGCUGGUGGUUCUUUACUAAAUGUUUAUGUGGAUCUGAUAGAACCACCAGGAAUGGAUUUAAGUCCUAGUGAUCCACAGUGGAUAGGAGCUUGGUGGAUUGGUCAUUUCUUUGGUGGGAUUCUAAUAUUGCUAUCUUCAUGUGCUUUAUUGGCAUAUCCACGUUCCAUGCCUGGUGCAAAAGCAAUGCGUUUAAAAGCUAUAAAAGAAGGGACAAUUCGCCCUGAGGAUGUUCGAAUUCAAGGAAAUUUAAGAGACAUGCUACCAGCUACAUUAAAUUUAAUAAAGAAUGCAACUUUUAUGUUUAAUACCCUUGCAGUGACAUGUGGCACUAUAAUAGCGACAGGUUUAGGCCCUUUCGUUGUCAAGUAUUUACAAGCACAGUUCGGGGUGUCUACAAUGAAAGCUGGAAUAGCUUCAGGUAUAACUCUUAUCCCAGGUACUGCAGGCGGUAUAUUUAUUGGGAGUUACCUGAUGAGAAGGUUAAAGGGAAAAGACACAUGUGAAGCUGCUGCUCGUUAUUGCUUCUUCUUUCAAUUAGCUGCUAUUGUUUCUGUAGCAUCCUUCUUAAUACCAGGCUGUAAUCGACUGGUUAUAGCUGGUAUACACCAGCCUUAUCAUGACCACACAAAUAUCGAAACAUUUGAGAAAAAUUUGACAUCAGCAUGCAACUUGAACUGUGGUUGUCAAAGCUUACAAUUUAAUCCCGUGUGUGGGAUUGACAACAUCACUUAUUUUUCACCGUGUCAUUUGGGUUGCAAGUACAGAAGCACGAAAACAGUUUUUGGUGGUUGCGCAUGCAUCAAUUCAUCUCUCUUGACAACUGCAGUUGUUGUCAAUUGGACUGAAUACGCUGUCACGUUUAAAGCACCUGUCACUGGGGUCAGUGGUGAAUGCGAUCGUGACUGUAAAAAUAUGAUUCCCUUCUUAAUCGGAGUGGUUGUUCUGUUGGUCUUAAAUUUUGUGAAUGCUGUUCCAAAUAAGAUGGUUGUCAUGAGGUGUGUCCCUGACAACGAAAGAGCAUAUGCACUUGGAGUUCAGUGGAUUUUCGUGACCCUGCUAGGUGCCAUGCCCGGACCUGUAUUAUUUGGGAUUUUCAUUGACAAGACCUGUGAUCUGUGGCAGACCACUUGUAAAGGGCGUGGUAGCUGUCUUGUGUACGAUAAUAAAACAUUGAGCUACGAAUUGGCUGGAGCUAUACUUUUAUUUCAAGUACUUGCAGCUGUGUGCUACUUUAUUUCAUGGAGAACAUUCAAACCUGCAGAAAAUUCUGUCAUAACAAACAUAGAUGAGAUACUUCAGUCGCGUGACGACGAUACGCCUUCCUCACCGACCCUCUCGCCUAAUUUGACACUUGUCUCUGCUCUUGAUGAUUCGUCUGUUUCUUUAGUGUCUGGUUUAUCGAGGCAAGCCCCCUCAAGCUCUGCAUGUACUGUCACAAAAGAAGAUAAUUCCAGUGAUAUAAAUUCAAAAAUUUCUAAGAUACAACAACGUGUGAUGCAGUUAGAAAGUAGUAUUUAGACUUGAAGCAGCCACAAGAUAUGCGUGGUGUAUUUCUAGAGGACGAAAGCUUGCUUUGACAGGUACUAAAAUCUGUAGAUUGCGAUUCAAUAUGUCCGAAAAAAAAACGUUAUUUUUAUUUUCGCGUUAAUUACAAGUUUUCUUUGUCGUUGCGUUUCUUUAUUCGCUAUUUUGAUUAAAUACUAAUUAGCCGUACUGUAUAUUUAGUUGUUUAUAUGUUUAAAUUAAUUUUUCACAUUUGUUUAUAAUAUUGCAUAAUGUUAAUUUUUCUAUUUUGUUGAUGAUGUACAUUAUUCAUUUUCUUUAAACAAAAUUUUCUGAAUUUCAAGCGAGGUAGAAAAAGUAAUUGCAAGAAUCUAAUUGACCAUUUUAAUUCAUAUUAGUCUACAUUAACAGUCAUUUUUAUGAUUAUAACAAGCAAUCGAAUGUUUUUAACAUUGUCUGGUUGAGAUAGGCCUUCUUAAAGCUGCUUUUUUCUUACUCGCUGUAACGAUUAUAUGAUAAUAAUAUUUUUAGUAAUUAAUUUUUUUCCUUGCAAUUCAUAAAAGUAUUUUCUCUAACAAAAUUUCCAUACGAAACACCGAAUUUUCAAACUACAUUGUUCUCUGAUGCGAAAUUAUUUUGUUCUCUUGAUUUUACCCUUUUAAAAAUGAUCGGGUUCGUGGCUGGUCCCUUACUCGUUUCACACAAGCUACUUCUACCUACAUAAUAUUGACUUGACUAACAUAAUUUUAACAAAUACAUUGCAUAUUUAAAAGUUCAUUUGUAUAUAUAUUUUUCAUUUUUGAUUUAUAUUGAUAUGUCACUUCA